UCUCUCUCUUCCAACCCAGACCCCAACUCAUCCCUAUCCUUGUCUCUCGCUUUCCUCUCGCAUCGCAAAUUCUCUCUCACUAGAACCCUUCUCUCAAUCCGCCGGCGAUGAAGCGACCGGUGGACUCGUCCUCCUCCGAUCCGGCCUCUGUCGACGACGACGCCAAAACCAACAAGAAGGUCAAGCCGGACGAGCCGGAUCCGGACCAGGUACCCGACAACACCUCCUCCUCCUCCGCGUCUGUCCUGACCGACGAGGACCUGCUGCACGAGGUGCUGAAGCACGCCGACGCGCGCACGGUGGCCACGUCGGCGUGCGUGAACAGGCAGUGGCGCAGGACGGCGAGCGACGAGCGGCUCUGGGAGCUGAUCUGCGGGAGGCACUGGGCCCACAUCGGGUCCGGAUCCUCGGGUGGAUCGACCCACCAGCUCCGGUCCGUCGUCCUCGCCCUCGGCGGGUUCCGCCGCCUCCACUCGCUCUCCGUCCUGCCCCUCUCCAAACCUGCUGCGUCCUCCUCCGCCGCCGCGACGUCGGCGUGGCCGUGCCUCCCGCUUCCGGCGCCGGUGGUGCCGGCGAGAUCGGCGGCGGGGAAGAGUCGGUGGGGGAAGGAUGAGAUGCACCUGUCGCUGUCGCUUCUGUCGAUUCGGUACUACGAGAAGAUGAACUUCAAUAAUCGUGGGAAAUGAGUUGAAUUAACUAAAAGUUUGUCGAUUGGGUUUCUUGUUUUGUUGUUGUUGUUGUUGUUGCUGCAGUAGUAUUGUUAUGUGGCGAGUGUAUCGAUUGGAUCUGUAUCCGAAGUGUAUGUCGAUUGAUUUUUUCUUGAUCUAUGUUCUUUUCUUUGGGUU
This is a messenger RNA of Rhododendron vialii, 845 nucleotides long. Its product is annotated as F-box protein GID2-like. Gene Ontology annotation, cellular component: SCF ubiquitin ligase complex. The transcript has a single exon. Bases 108 to 686 code for a protein of 192 amino acids. Gene Ontology annotation, biological process: regulation of gibberellic acid mediated signaling pathway. Lineage: Eukaryota; Viridiplantae; Streptophyta; Magnoliopsida; Ericales; Ericaceae. Gene Ontology annotation, molecular function: protein binding. The record is from RefSeq and is a predicted model, not a curated record.